Monoraphidium neglectum is the source of this 1155-nucleotide messenger RNA. Its product is annotated as Cyclin-B2-1. The record is from RefSeq and is a predicted model, not a curated record. The transcript is spliced from 8 exons. Gene Ontology annotation, biological process: mitotic cell cycle phase transition; regulation of cyclin-dependent protein serine/threonine kinase activity. Gene Ontology annotation, molecular function: cyclin-dependent protein serine/threonine kinase regulator activity. NCBI's taxonomy places the organism in Eukaryota, Viridiplantae, Chlorophyta, Chlorophyceae, Sphaeropleales, Selenastraceae. The coding region runs from base 1 to 1155 and encodes 384 amino acids. Gene Ontology annotation, cellular component: cyclin-dependent protein kinase holoenzyme complex; cytoplasm; nucleus.
AUGGCGACCCGUGGGGCCUCCAGGGCCGAGGAGAAUGGCCCCAAUAACUUGGGAUCCAAGGACGUCAAGCCAGUGGAGGCCAAAGCGCGCAGGGCCCUGGGAGAUAUCGGCAACGUGGGUGGCGUCACCACUCGCUCCCAGGCGAAGGGCACCAUCAAGCCGACCGCGCUCAAGCCGCGCGACCCGACCGCCACCGCCGCCGCCGCGCUGCGAUCCAAGGCGGCCCACAAGGGCGGCUCCAGCCUGAGCUCGCUGCUGCAGAGCCGCUCCGAGUACGCCGCCACCAACAAGCGCCAGGCGGCCGCGGUGGCGCUGUCGCCGCUGCCCGACAUUGACAGCAAGGACAAGGCCAACCCCCUGGCCGAGGCCGGCUACGCGCACGACAUCUACUGCUUCUACCGCAGGGUGGAGCCGCGCUUCGCCGUCCCAAGCGACUACAUGACCAGCCAGGCUGAGAUCAACGAGAAGAUGCGCUCCAUCCUGAUCGACUGGCUCAUCGAGGUGCACCUCAAGUUCAAGCUGAUGCCCGAGACGCUGUACCUGACCUGCAACCUGAUCGACCGCUACCUGUCAAAGCGCAACGUCACGCGCAAGCGCCUGCAGCUGAUCGGCGUGACAGCCAUGCUGAUAGCGUCCAAGUACGAGGAGAUCUGGGCGCCCGAGGUGCGCGACUUUGUGUACAUCAGCGACAAGGCCUACAGCCGCGAGGACAUCCUGGGCUGCGAGAAGAAGAUGCUGCAGGUGCUGUCGUACGACCUCACGGUGCCGACCACCUUCUCCUUCCUGGCGCGAUUCAAGAAGGCCGCGGCCUGCGACGACCCCCGCGCGGGGCAGUAUGCGGAGUACCUGGUCGAGCUCGCCCUGGUCGACUACUCCAUGCUCAAGCAGCCGCUGUCCCUCAUCUCCGCCGCCGCUCUGCACGCCGCGCUGCUCGCCGUCGGCGCGCCCGACGCGUACCCGCGGCCGCUGCGCCGCCACGCGCGGUACGAGCUGCGGGAGGUGGCGCCGCUCGCGCGCGCACUGGUCGCGCUGGCGGCCAAGGCGCCGGACGGCAGCCUGCGCGCGGUGUUCAAGAAGUACAGCAGCACCAAGUUUGCAGAGGUGGCCAAGCUCGAGCUGCCCGUGGUGGGGGAGGCCGAGGAGGCGGCGUCGUAG